This is a messenger RNA of Spirodela intermedia, 3963 nucleotides long. NCBI's taxonomy places the organism in Eukaryota, Viridiplantae, Streptophyta, Magnoliopsida, Alismatales, Araceae. The record is from the annotation of a GenBank genome assembly.
AUGAAUGGCGGUUCCACGCCGGCGGGCAGAGCCGUCGCUGUUCACUUCGUCUGCGUGGUGGCGCUGGCGGCGGGGGGUUGGAUCUCUCGGCAUGUUUGCUCGUCUGGUCUUGUUUCUGAACCCGCGCGAGUGCUCCGCCUCCUCGUGGUAAGUUCAGAUGAGAAGGGAUGAGACGGUGAACCCUUCCUUCUUAUGGCUGCCGAUCCCAUUAAUUUUUAAUAUCUCUUUUUCUCUUCUGUCUAUAUAGGUGAUCGAGUCGCCAGUGGUGAUCAUUGCUUACAGUUUGGUGCGAUCUGAUAAAGAGCGGACCUCGGUGAGGCCACAGCCUGCUCGGUUAAUACCUUAGAUAUUAUUCACUGUAAAUUUUCGUCCCGUUUAUGCCUUACAUUAACUUAAUUUCUUUGCCAGUUCCUAAAGGCAGUUGGACGGGGAUUUCUGGGGCUUCCCCUAGGUAUACUGUUGCUGUUUUUCUGUCUGACCGAUUUUUUCUGAAUUCUUUGAUGGCAAUUUUUUUUAAAAAACUUUUUAAGGCGAGCAUGGACUGCCUUUUUCAGUAAUGGCAUUUUAUUUUAAAUUAUCAUUUCUAUUUUUUUCUUUUUUUAGUGUUUUGGUAGUAAUUUCAUUACUAUUUUUUACUCUUAUGCAUUUGCAUUCGUUUCUAGAAUCUGUGUGGAUGGGGAUACAAGUUGGAACAACUAUUUGGCUUAGUAAUUUUGUGCAACCACAUACGUGGCAUACCUUCAAGUUCAUUUGUCAUACUGAUGGCAUCUUGUCCUGUGAGAAAAUAAAUUAUCUUAAAAAUCAGCCCGGAUGCACACUAUCACUUCGGCCAAUAAAAAGCACAAGUGAGAAAGCACGAUACAAACCAACUGCUGACUGGAAAUCCUGCAGUUGAAACUAAGUGCUAUCGUUUUAUCUGUGGUUCCCUUAUGCGGAUAUUUCCUUUGUUUAUGUAUCCUUUAUGCAUUCUUUGAUUGUCUAGUGUCUACAGUUUUGGUCAGAAAUGCUCUCUCAAUCAGUGAAAUCCAUGGAGAAAUUUCCGUGUCUUGAUAGUUCUCAAUCAAUUUUACCUUGACAAUCACUUUAGUUGCUGAAUGAUCUAGUAUGAAAUCAAGCUAAUUGUAUGUUACCAUCUAUGCUGUGAUUAAAUUUCUCUUCCCAUUUUCAUUCUCGGUCUAUUCUCUAGAUUAAUUUCAUUGCAAUGUUGCUAUAUAUUUAUUUUCAUAAUUUCAUAAACCAAUCCAAAUUGCAUUUUCUUGUAUUUCCUCUCGUGGUAUUUUCUCUCAUCCUGCAUAUACAUUUCUGAGGUUGAUAUUUGUUCCUCAAUACAGGUGCUCUGCUGAACGCAUUUGGAGCUAUCGUUUUGGGUGCUCCUUUUUGGAUCGAGUGAGUAGAACAUUGUUCAUUUCACCAUAACAAGGAGCUAAACCAAUUUUUUUUAUUUGGUUGAAGAACUUUAAGUAUGUCCUAUUUACAUUUGCAUGCAUAUUUUCUUUGUUCGCUUUUAAUGGACCUUUGACAGGAAUGGAAUACCGUCUUUCCCAAUUGUUCAAGAGUUGGCAAUUAUUUGUUGUACCCUACCCCUUUACCCAUUGAAAAAAUAAAGUGGCGGGAAAAAAAACGGCUUGCAUCUGUAAAAUCCAGUUCCCCAACUGGUUGUAACCUAAUUGCUACCCUUUUUCAAAAACUGCUGCCUUCCCCACAAAAGUAUCAUACAUACCCUUGUAUCAGAAACAAAUUCAAGUUAGACCUUGUUGCAUAAUCAUCAUUGAAUUUAAAUUGGUUUCUUAAGAACUUACUGUCAUGCAGGUACUUAAAACGGACGAUUAAUUGGUCCCUUUUGAUGUCGCUCUUCACAGUGAGUAGAUGAUCUUUUUUUGGAAUUUUUCUCUUAUUGUUCUCUCUAUUUAUUUUUAAUUAAUUUGAAACGUUUUACAGCGUGAACACUAAAAUCCAGUUUCCAAAGACCUUGGGAUUCUCACAUUUGACUGAUUGGUGGUCUAUGAAUUUAUCUUUGCUAAUGAAGUUUUCUUAUUACAUUCUCUAGUUUCCAUAUAAUGAAAGCCACAUGAAGGAAUCUUGAAAGGAAUGUACACGAGCAUUAUCUUUUGGUUUUGAUAACUGAAUCCUGUCAUCUAAGAUAAAAGUUGGAAUAAAGUUAAGACCAUCGGAUGAUAAAGGGAAAUAUUUCAGCUUAUAUAGCACAUGGAACAAAAAAACUUACAGAAAUAGUUGGAAUAUCAUCGAGUUAUUUUUUCCUUGUAAGGAGAUUUCGAAAAACUAUAUGUUUUUUAUCACUCUUGCAUCGCAUAGUAUCCUCAUCAUAUGUUAGCAUACAAUCUGUAUACUGUGCCUCUUCUCAUCUGACCUUUUUUUUUCUGACAGUUUGUUCCAGCAGUUUGUGUUUUUGGCUAUUCAAGGAAAGAUUGGCUGCGCAUAUUGGCUCUUGCCAAGUAAGUGACCUGUGCCACUACUGCAUGGAAUAAGUUUAUAUGUGGUGAUUUAGUGUACAUUUAGUCAGCAGAUAAUGUUUCUCCAUACAGAUGCAGAAGGUUAACUAUAGAACCAGAUUUUAUUUCUCUUGCUUCUCCUAACUAGUUUGACUGUGGAAACUAAAGGAUGGUUAUUGGGUGAAGUGCAUAAAAAGAUUAGGCAGGGCUACGUCCUCCAUGCCAGUCGUGAUAAUUUUAUUUUCUAUUUACAGGAUGGCUAGGGUUGUUGAUUAUAUGGUCAGCUUGCCGGCACAUGGAGCUGUAAUUGGUGCAUGGUUUGGGGCUUGGCCAAUGCCACUUGAUUGGGAAAGGCCAUGGCAGGUAUAGAUCCUAGGCUGGACAAUGUUCAUGUUGUCUCUGUUGCACUACAUAAUAUCUAAACUUUGAAUGGGCUUGACAUUAAUUUUGUAACGAUGCAAUUAGCAUGUUUUUUCACAUCAUUUUCAUAUCAUUUUCCUUGUACCACACUGGUUAACUAAAGAUCAUACCACCCUGCAGUUGCGUAACAUAGUUUUGUGCCUUGGAAAAAGUUUUUAUAUAAAAUGUUUUCUAUUUUAUUUCGGUAUUUUAUUUAAUGCGAGAAUGCAUCUUUUCUUGAUUGAUUAUCAGAUAGAAUCGGGUUUCCAUUAAAAUUAGUUUUUCCGUAUUUUGGAGGACCAUGCCCAGUAGUGGCGUAAUGAGCAGCUGAUUUCUUUAAAACUGACAAAAAAAAAUAUGGCUUUUAGUUUGUGUUUAUAUGUUUGGUGUUCUUGAAGCUUGUUGGCUCAUUUCUUGAAGCUUGUUUGGUGUAAUCAGGUUUAUAUGGCUUUAAAAUAUGAUUUGUGCUCACUUUUCCUGGUUGAGAAAUGGUGCUGGAGUCCAAAGCCGCUUGCACAUUUUCACAUUUAGUAGUAUGAUUUGACGUCUGGAGUAUCAAUGAAAACCUGAUUAACAAUAGUAGGAUGCCUCCGCGAUAUUGUGUUUUCAAUUGACAGGGAACUGAGACGUGCAUAUUCCACCCAAAUUCAUUAACAAUUGUAAUUUGUGAUGGAAAUCCCCCCAAUAUUUCUUUAAAUAAGAUAAAUAGCUGAUAACAAAUUCCAGCUUUCCUGGUUUCUUAGGCCACCUGGAAACCUUUUAGUUACUAUGAACUGUAGGGUUACUCAAGGUGGACAGAAUUCACAUUGAUUGAAAUCAUCAAAGCUGCUGGGCAGUGAUGACUGCUGCUGUUGAAUAAGGGAAUUAACUUACGUUAAUGAAGUCCAAAUUUAAAUAGAAUUAGCAAAAUAUUAUCGUUCAUGAUUUUAGGCUCAGAUUUAUUCUUGAAUCCAUUUGUCCUAAAUUCUGUUUUAAAGUCUGAAUUGUAUUCUCCCGAUGACUGCAGGAAUGGCCAAUCUGUGUUACCUACGGCGCUGUUCUUGGUUAUGUGGUUGGAGUGUUGGCAUCACUUUCGUUUAUUCUUUGCCAAAAGGUUCAUAAAAAGGAAGAUUAA